Messenger RNA from Paramecium octaurelia, 1158 nucleotides. NCBI's taxonomy places the organism in Eukaryota, Ciliophora, Oligohymenophorea, Peniculida, Parameciidae. The record is from the annotation of a GenBank genome assembly.
AAUACAUCUAUGAGUAAAAAGAGUGAAAAGAAAAAGCAAGAAAAGAUCAUUGAAGACAGAACUUUUGGCCUAAAAAAUAAAAACAAGAGCAAACAGGUCUAAAAGUACUCCUAUUCUGUAUUAUUUUAGUUUUUGUAAAGGAGUAGCAUAAUAAGUGAAGCAUAGCGGUGUUUCUUUGUCAAAAUUAUAAUCAGAGGAAUAUGAAAGAAAAAGAAUUGAGAAGCAAUUGGAAGAGGAAGAAAGAUUAAUGCAAUCACUAUAUAAAACAGUCGAAAAAGUAAAGGAGGAAGAAUCUGAAGAGGAAGUGGAUCCAAAAUCAAUUUUAUGUGAAUAUUACAAAUAAGGUAGGUUGAUAUGAUAAGGCUAGGUCUGUGCUAAAAGGGUAAGAAAUGUAUGUAUUCUCAUGAUAUGAGUUUGGAAUAAAAAACUGCAAUACUUGAUUUAUAUACUGAUUAGAGAGAAUAAAUGGGGGAUGAAUGGGACUCAUGCUAAAAUUGGGAUGAGAAGACUUUGAAGGAUAUCGUUGAGGCCAAUGAGAAGACUUAUAAAAGGUAUACAAUAAUUCAAUAGACUAGUCAAAUCCCAUCAGCAAAAGUCUGCGAUUAUUUUUUAGACGCCUUGGAGAAAGGCAAAUAUGGAUGGAGAUGGGUGUGUCCCAAUGGGAUGACCUGUCAUUAUAAGCAUUGUCUACCUUAAGGGUAUGUGUUUAGAAAGAAAGAAGAGCCAAAACAAAGAUAAGAAGGUGAUCUAGAAGAAGAAAUAGAUGAAUAAAUUUCAUAAUUAUAAAAGGGAGGAACCAAAAUAACUAAAGAAGUUUUUGAAUAAUGGAAAAAAGACAGAGCUGAAAAAAAAAAAUUAGAAGCAGAAAAAUAAAAAUUAGAAGAAUAGAAGAAAAAAGGUACAAAAAUAUUUAAAUGUAUUUUAGGAGCUAAAUAAACUGGAGGUAAUUCUUAAAUGACAGGAAGAGCCUUAUUUGUUUACGACCCAAGUUUAUUCAUCGAUGAUGAUGAGGCAGAGAAAGAUUAUGAACGAGAGGAAUAAAUAGAUGAAAAUGAUGACGAAGAUGAAUAAGAAAAUAAAUAAUAAUUAUAUGAAGGGGACGAUAAUUAAUAAUAAGAUGAAGAUGUUGAUUAAUAAUUUAAGUAAUAAUAAUAAUGA